Messenger RNA from Letharia columbiana, 993 nucleotides. RefSeq lists its product as uncharacterized. NCBI's taxonomy places the organism in Eukaryota, Fungi, Ascomycota, Lecanoromycetes, Lecanorales, Parmeliaceae. Bases 1 to 993 code for a protein of 330 amino acids. The record is from RefSeq and is a predicted model, not a curated record. The transcript has a single exon.
AUGCCGGACUUACUCGGAUCAUAUGGGGAUGCAGCGGGCCGAAAUUUCAGUAAUACCGGUCGAGGCUUCUACGACAGACCAGCUGCGGAUAUUGGGCCCAGCAAUCCACUAAACGGCGAUGUGUACGGAGGCCCGAUUCUUGUUGCUGCUUCGAACGAGAGUGUGGACCAAGGCACGACUGAUGCACCCUCCCGUCAUUCGGAGUACCUUCAACGUCUUUCCGAGGGACAUCUGCCUGAGCAGAUCCUCGGAAAGCACAGAAGGGAAGAUCACGUGGGUGAAUGGGAGCAGGACGCCUAUGUCCCGGAGCAGGAUAUCGGGGAACAGGAGCCGCAAGAGCAAGAGAGUAACUGGGAUGAGCACACCAGUGAACCAAAGCCAAAGCGACGGGAUAUAACCGCCACCGAAAGCUACUACUCACCCCCGGCACAGAAUCCAAAGGCUGCAACGGUGCAGAAAGAGCGCAAGGCAGAAUGGGACGCGCGCCUACCUCCACCGCAACUACACACCAAUGAGAACAUCCCGGAUGUGUCCCAAGCUCCAGUGGAGGACGCGCACCUGACGCCGCCACAGCACAUAUAUAUAAACGGGACCGUUAUAAACUUCGACGAAGCUCCCCAAGCGGCCGACGCACAAGGCCCAGAUCCACCACAGGCGCCUCCGCCAGCCCAAGCGGAGCCCGGAGCACCCUCCGACUUCCGUGAUGUGCGGCCGGUGAACGGCUGGCAAUCCCAGAGCCUCGACAGUGCCCUGAGAUACACGCGAGAGGCCUACCGGGAGUGGACGGGUGAAGCGGCCCCGGUCACGAACCUGGAGGAUACUUACAACGUGCAGUAUCGAGAGAUCCGGGCCGCCUUCCGGGUUUGGUGGAAGUCGGAGAAGAAUCCGCAACGGUUGGACCCGUUGCCGGAGCUGUUCCGGAUGAAGGCGUGGGGUGGAGCGGUUGAGAAGUGGAGGGCUCCGGAGAAUCGGAGCAUUUCCGUGCGCCGAUGA